This is a messenger RNA of Impatiens glandulifera, 1712 nucleotides long. Its product is annotated as transcription factor MTB3. Gene Ontology annotation, biological process: regulation of DNA-templated transcription. The transcript has a single exon. Gene Ontology annotation, molecular function: protein dimerization activity; DNA-binding transcription factor activity; transcription cis-regulatory region binding. The record is from RefSeq and is a predicted model, not a curated record. Gene Ontology annotation, cellular component: nucleus. Bases 219 to 1607 code for a protein of 462 amino acids. NCBI's taxonomy places the organism in Eukaryota, Viridiplantae, Streptophyta, Magnoliopsida, Ericales, Balsaminaceae.
AUAUAUGUGAUGUUGUGAGCCGCCCAAACCAAAAACCAGUCUUGAAACGGCAAUUGUUGGUAUCACAUGGAACACGAGUUCUUAUUUAUCUCUUUCUUCACACAAUAAGUCCAAGUUUUCAUUUUUUCUCUCUCUAUCAUCUCCAUAUUCAUAGCAAUUUGUUACCCAAUUCCAGUUAACCUCUCUAGAGUAAGAAUUGAUUGCUAAUUUGUCUGAAAAUGAGUGAUAAGUUUGGUUUGAACGAGGAUGACAAGAGAUUGGCAAGAACUGUUCUUGGGAUGGAGGGUUUCGAGUAUUUAGCUGCUUCAGCUUCAUCUAAUCUUUUGUUAGAGUUUGCAUCCCCUGCCGCCGGAGAUUUAGGUGUUCAGCCUAGGCUUGGUAAGAUUGUUGAAGGAUCUCCUUGGACUUACGCCAUUUUCUGGCAAGUUUCAAGGUCGAAAUCUGGCAAUUCCGCGUUGAUUUGGGGAGAUGGGAUUUGUAGAGAUUCUUCGUCGUCCAACGGAGGAGGUGAAAUUGGAGAUCUGAAUCAUCGAAGGAGACAGGUUCUUCAGAAGUUACAGAUUUGCUUUGGAGGUGGAGGGGGAGGAAGACAAGAUAAUAAUAAUAAUAAUAGAUCUGUACUGGGUUUUGAUUCUGUUUCGGAUUUGCAGAUGUUCUAUUUGAUUUCCAUGUAUUAUUGUUUUCCAUUCGACAAACCAUCGAUUCCUUCUCAAUCGUUUAAUACUGGUCGACCCAUUUGGGUUUCUGAUCUUAAGGGUUGUUUAGAACAUUAUCAAACCAGAUCAUUCUUAGCCAAGAUGGCCCAGUUUCAGACCGUGGCUUUCGUUCCUGUCAAAUCGGGUGUCGUUGAAUUGGGUUGUUCGAUGAGAUCAUUUCCAGAAGAUCAGAGUAUCAUUCAAUUGGUUAAAUCUCAAUUCAAAGCUUAUCACGCCGCACAAGGAAAAGCUUCACCGAGGAUAUUCGGACAAGAUCUCACCCUUGGGAAAUCAAUACUUCCGACCACGAUCAGCUUUUCGCCUAAGGUAGAAGACGACUCUGUUUUCUCGCCGGAGAUCGGUACCGGGGUAGUAGAUCACGGGCAGGACGAGUUAUCGUCGUCUUUACUCCAUCCAGACGAUAGGAAGCCAAGGAAAAGAGGAAGGAAACCUGCAAACGGAAGAGAUGAACCGCUGAAUCACGUUGAAGCAGAGAGACAGAGGAGAGAAAAGCUUAAUCAGAGAUUCUAUGCUUUGAGAGCUGUUGUUCCGAAUAUUUCGAAAAUGGAUAAAGCUUCUUUGUUGGGUGAUGCAAUUACCCAUAUAACAGAUCUGCAGAAGAAGAUAAUGAAUCUGGAAACAGGUAAACAGAGCAACAAUGGUGGUGUUGGUGUUGGUCCUGAAAUUGAUUUUCAAGCUAGGGAAGAAGAUGCAGUUGUGAGAGUGAAUUGUGCUUUGGAUUCUCAUCCUGCUUCAAGGGUGAUUAGGGUUUUUAGAGAACAUCAAGUGGCGGCGAAUGAUUCUGAUGUUUCUGUGACGGAGAAUGGUGAGGUUGUUCAUACGUUUACUAUACGUGCUCCUUCUGGUUUAGCUGAAAGCUUGAAGGAGAAGAUCACUGAUGCUCUUUCUUGAUCAUUUUUCAUUUUAAUCCUCCUCUGUUUUUGGAACUUCAUCUUCAUAUAUGAUCAUGAUUGUUUUUUAUAAUAUUUAGGUUUUGGUACAUACAUGAUUUGGGAA